Canariomyces notabilis is the source of this 1305-nucleotide messenger RNA. Its product is annotated as acyl-CoA dehydrogenase NM domain-like protein. The coding region runs from base 1 to 1305 and encodes 434 amino acids. Gene Ontology annotation, biological process: fatty acid beta-oxidation using acyl-CoA dehydrogenase; butyrate catabolic process. NCBI's taxonomy places the organism in Eukaryota, Fungi, Ascomycota, Sordariomycetes, Sordariales, Chaetomiaceae. The transcript is spliced from 2 exons. The record is from RefSeq and is a predicted model, not a curated record. Gene Ontology annotation, molecular function: flavin adenine dinucleotide binding.
AUGCCUAUCGACUUUCAUCUCGGCUCAAAGGAGGGAGCCACCCGUACCGCUGCCGCCAGCUUUGCAAACAAUGUCCUCAAGCCGGCCCGCGCCGAGUACCUCAAAUACGAGCAACACCACGAGCGAUUCCAAGCUACCCGGCCCACCUAUGCCGCUGCCGUCCAAGGCGGCCUGCUCAAAGGCCAAAUCUCACCUGCCCAUGGCGGCACCGGUGGGACGCUCAUCGAGGCGGCCAUCCUGGUGGAGGAGUGUUAUUCCGCCGAGCCAUCGGCCGCUCUCACCAUCUUCGCCACCGGCUUGGGCCUAACCCCGCUGAACAUUGCGGGCAAGCCUGGGCACGCCGAGUUUCUGGCCCCCUUUCUCAGCGGCGAGGACGCUCCUCUGGCUUCGCUGGUAUUCAGUGAGCCCGGCGGAGUUGCCAACGCCCUGGAGAAGGGUGCGCCCGGCUUGCAGACCACAGCUCGGCGGGACGGCGACGAGUGGGUUAUCAAUGGCGAGAAGAUGUGGGCGACCAACUGCGCGGGCUGGGACUUUAGGGGGUGCGACCUGGCUUGUAUCGUUUGCCGUGAUGUGACCGACGGCGAAACCCUACAGCCGGAACGUAGCGACCCCAAAGACCGCGUCAUGAUCAUCCUGGUCACCCGUGCCGACCUCGAUCGGAACGGAGCCGGCGCUUUCGAGGUUGUCCGUCACAUUUCGAUGCCGGGCCACACGUCGGUUUCCGGGCCGCACGUGCGAUACACCAACGUCCGCGUGCCAGCCAAGAACGUUCUCUGUCCCCCCAGCCAGGGCGCUCAGGUCGUCUUUGCCUCGUUUGAUGCUAGCGCCGUGCUUGUCGGUGCUAUGAGUGUCGGUCUCAUGCGGGCGGCUUUUGAUGCGGCACUGGGCUUUGCCAGGCGAGACUCGCGCAAUGGUGCGGUGCCGCUGCUAGAACGCCAGGCGUUUGCCGACUUGCUGUCCAAUGUCAAGAUGCAGACCGAGGCGUCGCGAGCCCUGACUUGGAAGGCUGCCCACGCCAUGGAAAAUGGGCCCGGCGACUACAGCGCGCGACGGGAGUUGGCGUUGGCGGCAAAAGUCUACUGUAGCGACGCAGCCGUCAAGGCUUGCAUGGACAUCAUCAACGCGGUAGGAGUCACGGCUUACGACCUGAGCCAGCCAUUUUCUGAGUUGCUCAAUACUGCCCUGGCGCUUCCCAUCUUCGAUGGAGGCAACGUUGGAAUUCGGAGGCGCCACUUACAGCAGCUCAUGCUGCUGCCGUCUUACGAUCCAUGGGCAGCAACGUACGGACCCUCAGAAAGCAAUUAA